AAUAUUUAAAUUACACACUCAGUUUCCUCCUCCUCCCAAAGAAGUUGUUUUUCAAGAGAAACAGUCAACACCGCCACUUCAAGAGACCACUAGUCGCCGCCAUGGCCGACCACCACCACCAUCACCAUCAGCACCGUCCUAACCGCCUAUCCGUCCCUCCACGAACCGCCACCACUACCUUCACCUCCAUCUCCUCAGCCACCCCCACCAAAUCCAGACCCUACCCAUACACCUCGACGACCCCAAUCCCAACACCAUCAAAACACCGACUCUCCUCCCUUCCUUCCAAAUCCUCUUCAAAUUUCUCCUUUUACUUCCUCUUCCUCCUCUUCUCUCUCCGCUCCCUCUACUCUCUCCUCCCUUUCCUUCAAUCCUCUCCUUCCUCCUUCAAUAUCUUCCCUUUCGCUUUCCUUGUCUGUCUCCUCUCCUUUCUUUUAUCCCUCUCUUUCUCUUUUUUCUUCUCCCCUUCCUCCUCCUCUAAAACCCCUUUACACUUCAGAACAAACCCUAACCAACCCAUCUUUUCUCUCUCCUCAAUCUCCCAAUCACAACACAGGCUCUUGUUUUCCAAAUCUCUCCUCCUUACUGUUGUUUUCCUCAUCAGAUUCCAAGCGCUUCGAUAUUGUGGGACUGCUGCCAUGAUUCUCGCUGAAUUAUCCGGUAGUGUUGCGGCCGCUCGUUUUGUUACUGAUCGGAGGAGAAAGAAUAAUAAUUUUAGUGUAAGCACCCAUAAAUUACCUGGGUUUAUUUCCCUUUUUUUCGGCUUGUUUUUGCUUUCAAUAAGUUGGGAUCGGAUUGAUUGUUUCCCAUUUUCCAUUGGUUUCAUUGAUAAAUAUGGGAUUUCGGUUUUUCCUAGAGAGACUUGUUUUAGGAUUUGGCCAAUGGUGUUGCCUUUUGUGUCUGGUUUCUUGGGGUUUUAUGAGCGUGUUUCUAUGAAUUGGGGGACAAUUAGAGCAUUAGACCAAAAACGGGUUCGAUUGAUUUCUUUGUUUUAUACCACAAUUAUACUGUUUAUUCCUGCUGCUGUAAGCUUUAUAGUGUUUGAAAGUGGUAAUGGCGAUGGAAAAGGUGUUUCUAUUGCGAGUUUAGGUUGGCCUCUGGCGAAUACUGUGGUUUUUGGGGUUCUUUUGAGUGAGAAUUGCAGUGAUGAUGGGAAGUUAGUGGGUUCUAAAGAUUUCCGGAGAGAGUUUUUUGUUACAUUUGUUUGCACGGUUGUUUUGGAGCUGUUCUAUUUCCCUGAGCUUUCUCUUUGGGGGCUUUUGAUAUGUGGUUUCUUGCUGUAUUUUGGUGUUAAAAAUUUGGACUCUAUUCAUUCACAUUAUCCUGAAUUAGGAAUGGAUACACCUCCGAAGGUAUUUAGUGGUUUUAUUAUGAAGCCUAUCCGCCACAUUCUGAGCGAGAGAAAGUCCCGUAAGAUUGCACUUUUCCUUUUGAUCAAUACUGGUUAUAUGGUUGUCGAAUUUGUUGCUGGGUUCAUGAGUAAUAGUCUUGGAUUGAUAUCAGAUGCUUGUCAUAUGUUGUUUGAUUGUGCUGCUUUGACAAUUGGUCUAUAUGCUUCUUAUAUCUCCCGGUUGCCUGCAAAUAAUCAGUUUAAUUAUGGUCGGGGAAGGUUUGAGGUUCUGUCAGGAUAUGUUAAUGCUGUUCUUCUAGUUCUUGUUGGAGCACUAAUUGUAUUGGAGUCAUUUGAGAGGAUUCUGGACCCUCAGGAGAUAUCAACUAAUAGUCUUUUAACUGUUUCGAUUGGAGGACUUGUUGUGAAUUUGGUUGGUUUGGUCUUCUUUCAUGAAGAGCAUCAUCAUGCUCAUGGUGGCUCUGGAUCAUGCUCCCACUCUGACUCUCAUGCUGACUCACAUGCUGACUCUCAUUGUCACCACCAUCACCACGAUUCACAUGACCAAGAAAAGCAUGAUGAACAUGCCUCUGUUUCCCAUGAAUGCCAUGAGAAGUCCUUGGCUAGCCAUGAUGAACAUCAUGAACACCAUCUUUGCGAUCACCAGAGCAUUAUAGACAGCUGUAAAAUCGGGAGUUCCAACAGCCAUGAUCCCCACGAUAAUGCUCAUGACCAUGACCAUGACCACUCCUCCCAUGCUCACCAUCAACAUGAGCACUGUGAUCAUUCACCUGAUCACAGAUGCCAUGACCAUCAUCAUCAUGCCAAUCCUCAAGAACUUCAAUAUUUGGAUUCUAAAAGUGAUUCUUCUUUGGGAAAGAGUGGUUCCCAACAAAGGACACCAGUAUCUGGACAAGAGGAACCAAAAAAACACCACCAUCACCACAUUGACCACAACAUGGAGGGAAUCUUUUUGCAUGUUCUGGCAGAUACGAUGGGAAGUGUUGGUGUUGUUUUGUCUACUCUCCUAAUUAAGUACAAAGGAUGGCUUGUUGCUGAUCCUGCCUGCUCAAUAUUCAUUUCCGUUUUAAUCGUAUCUUCAGUCAUUCCGUUGCUCAGAAACUCUGCUGAGAUUUUGCUUCAAAGAAUUCCGAGGGCUCAUGAGCAGGAUCUGAAAGAAGCCAUAAAUGAUACCAUGAAGAUAAAGGGGCUACGUGGCAUUCAGAACUUGCACUUUUGGAGCUUUACUAACACAGAUAUUGUUGGUACUCUGCAUCUUCAUGUCUCAGACAAAAUUGACACAGAAUCUGUGAAGGCACAGGUUUUAAACACUUUUCAGGAUGUCGGAAUCAAGGAUUUGACAGUGCAGGUGGAACGUGGCAAGUAAUUACAUUGUCAGCUGUCCCCGAGCGCUCAUCUUUUUGAAGUAUUUAAGAAACGCGUGAUUAUCUGGCAGUUCAUGAAUUCCAGAUGAGAUCUUUUGGGCAGUUCAUGUAGUGCCAGCAGCAGGAUGCGCUAGUGUUUAUUGCCUUUAAGACCAGCAUGUCUUCCAAUUGUGAAGGAUACUGAAUUUUGUUGAAUUGGUUAGCACACAUGUAUUCUAAUGAGCCUGUGAAUUUUAUGGUUACGUUUUAGCUAAAAUAACUGCAGUGAUAAUGUUUGAGAACUAACCAGUAGAGGGGCAUAAGCGUGCUUGCAGUUGCAAGGAGUCCCUGAUCUUUCAAGAAAUUGUUGUCGGUCAUGAAAGCAAGCUGAAGUUAAUCCGGGUGACCCUUUCCUUCCAUCGCAUACAGUGAUGUUAUUAUUUUACAAAACAUUACGAGUGCAGUGUAUGUAUAUCAUGCUCAAAGAAUCUAUAUAAACACCUGUUGCUGGUUCAA
Populus nigra (black poplar) is the source of this 3210-nucleotide messenger RNA. RefSeq lists its product as uncharacterized. NCBI's taxonomy places the organism in Eukaryota, Viridiplantae, Streptophyta, Magnoliopsida, Malpighiales, Salicaceae. The transcript has a single exon. Gene Ontology annotation, cellular component: membrane; Golgi apparatus. The coding region runs from base 102 to 2717 and encodes 871 amino acids. Gene Ontology annotation, molecular function: zinc ion transmembrane transporter activity. Gene Ontology annotation, biological process: zinc ion transport; transmembrane transport; intracellular zinc ion homeostasis. The record is from RefSeq and is a predicted model, not a curated record.